AUGUCUUGCAGCCGGUGUCUUCUCAGGCCACACCUGGCCCUGUCAAGACCCCUCCACCACCUCGCCCGCCCCUCCCUCGCCGCCAGCCGACAGCUCUCCUCAACCUCAACCUCGUAUGCGACGACCCAGACAUCCUCCCCGACAACCCCUCCCAAGCUCAAGCCAUUGACCCAAGAGCAGCGCGACUUUCUCUCUUCUGCCCUGCGCGUCAACCAAGCCGGCGAGCUCGCCGCCACCCUCAUCUACACAGCCCAGACACCCCCCAUCGUCACCCGCCACCCCCACCUCCGGCCCCUCAUGAAGCACAUGUACGACCAAGAGGCCGGCCACCUCCAAACCUUCAACGCCCUGCUCGCCAAGCACCGCGUCCGCCCGACAGCCCUCUACCCGCUCUGGCAGGUCCUCGCCACGGGCCUCGGCUGGGGCACCGCCGUGCUCGGCCGCGAGGCCGCCAUGGCCUGCACCGAGGCCGUCGAGACGGAGAUCGGCGACCACUACAACGCCCAGAUCCGCGUCCUGCUCGAGAUGGUCGCCCGCUGGCGCGACGACGGUUAUGACGUCGGCCCCGAGCUCACCGACCUCAUCGCCACGCUGCGCAGGAUACGCGACGAGGAGCUCGAGCACCUCGACCAUGCUGUCGAGCACGACGCCAAAAAGGCGGAACCCCACUGGCUGCUGACUGGCGUCAUUCGCGCCGGCUGCAAGGGCGCCAUCUGGGUGAGCGAGAAGGUCUGA
This is a messenger RNA of Verticillium dahliae VdLs.17, 735 nucleotides long. RefSeq names its product ubiquinone biosynthesis protein CAT5. Gene Ontology annotation, biological process: ubiquinone biosynthetic process. Lineage: Eukaryota; Fungi; Ascomycota; Sordariomycetes; Glomerellales; Plectosphaerellaceae. The transcript has 2 exons. Bases 1 to 735 code for a protein of 244 amino acids. Gene Ontology annotation, cellular component: mitochondrial inner membrane. The record is from RefSeq and is a predicted model, not a curated record. Gene Ontology annotation, molecular function: 3-demethoxyubiquinol 3-hydroxylase activity.